Molecule: messenger RNA, 1079 nt
Organism: Opisthocomus hoazin
Lineage: Eukaryota; Metazoa; Chordata; Aves; Opisthocomiformes; Opisthocomidae
Source: RefSeq, a predicted model, not a curated record
ACAUGCCUCUAGAAUAAUACAGGAGAGUCUCAUCUGCCUGGUUGCUUUAAAUAGAAGGGAAAAAAUGAACAGAGGAACCAGCAAAGCUCAUCUCACUUCUCAGAAUUGACUCUCUGACCCUUUUUACUGUCUGUGCCCCUCUGAAAAUCUCCUCCGGCUUUUAUCUGCACCAUUCCACCUUUCGCAAUAGAGGAAAGCCCCUGAAGCUUUUUCCACCCUCUGAAAAGCAUCCACCUCUGCAGCCAGACACCGAGCUUCAUCUCUGCGCCAAAGACAUGAAGCAUCGUCUGGGCUUCUUGCUGCAGAAAUCAGACUCCUGUGACUACAGCUCUUCCCAGGGCAAGAAGGAGAAAACAUCUUCAAGCCAGAGGGUUAGCCAAGAGGAAGUCAGAAAGUGGGCAGACUCUUUGGACAACUUGAUCCACCAUGACAGAGGACUGGCUGCUUUCCGCGCUUUCCUCAAAUCUGAGUACAGUGAGGAAAACAUCGAGUUCUGGGUCAGUUGUGAGGACUACAAGAAAAUCAAGUCACCAGCUAAGCUCAGCCCCAAGGCCAGAAAGAUCUAUGAUGAAUUCAUCUCGGUCCAGGCAACAAAAGAGGUGAACCUGGAUUCGUGCACACGGGAGAAGACAAGCCACAAUAUGCUGGAGCCUACACUGUCCUGCUUUGAUGAGGCUCAGAGAAAAAUAUUCACCCUCAUGGAAAAGGAUUCUUACCGCCGUUUCCUCAAGUCCCCCUACUACCUGGACUUGGUCAGCCCACCUGGUGCUGGCUGCGGGCCCGAAAGCUGCAAAAGAAGCCACACUCACACCUUAGACUGCAACUCUAACAUCGUCUCUCAGUGCGCCUGAACCUGCAGCAAGGCAGGAGCGGGCUGGGCUCUCGCAGGAAAUCAUGGCAGCAAAAAGCACUCAUUGGCAUGAAGCAGCAGAGCUGUCUCCAGUCGCUGUCUAACGUCCCAGUUGUGUCCCAUGUCAUGCAACAGCCAGCAUUUGUAACCCCGGCCAGGCUCAGUCUGUGUAGCGAACCCUCCUCUGACUCCGUCAGCGUAGGAGCCCUGGAGUCUGUCUCUGACGUGA